Molecule: messenger RNA, 342 nt
Organism: Cooperia oncophora
Lineage: Eukaryota; Metazoa; Nematoda; Chromadorea; Rhabditida; Trichostrongylidae
Source: the annotation of a GenBank genome assembly
AUGAUGCUGCCGUUGCUGUUGGUCGCCACACUCUCUUCUACGGUUUCUGCUGAUUGUCCGCUUGGAUCAAUUUCACAUCCGGAAUUUGGAAGAUGCUAUAAGUUUGUGAACGAUCGUCAACCGUUCUACUUAGCUGAAGAGUCAUGCCAGGCGAUCGGUGGCCAUCUGGUUUCCGUGGAGAACGGCUUCGAGAACGCAAUGUUGGCUGAAACGGCCUCGUCACAAAACAUCCGUGGCCCGUUCUAUAUUGGAUACAAUCGCAUGCUGACUAAUAACUGGUCGUGGAUUGAUGGCUACAACGCCACUUCGUUCACAAACUGGGGAGCAGGUAGGUCAUUAUAA